AUGGACUCCUUUCAAUCUAAUGAUGCUAUAAAUCUCGAUACCUUGGAUGACUGGUUAGAAAAUGACUUGCGUGAAUCUGGCCUAUUGUCUACUGAUGCUACUCAUACGAUUGAAAACAAGCCCACAACACCAAGGGAACUACUGCUGGCCUCACCUCCUAUAUCUGAAUGUACACCUCGUAUGGAUACUGUUCCUACUCCCAUGAUUAAAUAUGAGCCAUUGUCCCCUGCUGAAACACCCAAAGUUGAACCAAAGGAUGAUAUGUCGCCACCCUGUGGUUCUAUUGAUCUCCAACCCUUCAUUAAAGCACUGGCUCUCUUGGGCUCCAUUCAACAAAACAACACAAAAUCAACAAUGGAUGAAACGAUCAACAGCAAUAAUAAACGAGAACGACCCGACAUAAACAAUAGAAAUCUUAGUCAAGAGGAUUUGAUCGCCUUAAAACGCCAACGAAAUACAGACGCAGCCAGAAGAUCUCGCCAACGUAAAGCAAUGAAGAUGGAAGCACUGGAAAAGCGAGUACUAGAAUUAGAAACUGAGAAUGAACGAUUGAGACUACGCGCAGCCAUUGCAGAGAGCGAAAAAGCCAACAUUGAAGCAAAGGAAAAGAGAAGUAAAGUUCGAAUUCUGGAAUUAGAACGACAACUUGCCGAUGCACACAGAGCUUUAUUACAGACCAGCUACAGAGAAAUCGCAGCAUAG
Rhizopus microsporus ATCC 52813 is the source of this 702-nucleotide messenger RNA. RefSeq lists its product as uncharacterized. The transcript has a single exon. The record is from RefSeq and is a predicted model, not a curated record. The coding region runs from base 1 to 702 and encodes 233 amino acids. Gene Ontology annotation, molecular function: DNA-binding transcription factor activity, RNA polymerase II-specific; RNA polymerase II cis-regulatory region sequence-specific DNA binding. Gene Ontology annotation, biological process: DNA-templated transcription; regulation of transcription by RNA polymerase II. NCBI's taxonomy places the organism in Eukaryota, Fungi, Mucoromycota, Mucoromycetes, Mucorales, Rhizopodaceae.